AUCUCAGUACGAUAUCCAGUAACUACAUCUACAUCUGCAUCUACAACAGUGACUGGCAUUCAACGACCGGGUUAUACGAAACGACUACAUCGGCAGCUACAUCUACAGCUACAACACAGAAGAUCUGAUCACACUCUGCGAUACCACAACUAUCUUCUUCAUCAAACCGCACCAGUCGACCGAACAACCUAAACCAACUACAUAACAUCAACACCAAGAUGCCAUCAGCAAACCCCCGCAUCAUUUCCCGCACUCUCUCCAGCAUAUCUCGUCUCUCUAGGGGCAUGGUCGAACCACAUCCGUUUGCUAGAAACGCCGUUACUACAACACCGCAUGAAUGGCGCGCUGGGGAUUUGGCGAAGAGGUUGGGCAAGACGAGUGCUGCGUACGUUCCGUUCUACGUUGUCCUGCUUGGAUGGCCGCUGGGUGCGAAGUGGGCUUUGAAUGGACGGUUGUGAGGGAGUGAGAUGGGAAAAGAGAGGAUGGAUGAAUUGGGGAGGUGAAAGGGGUCAUGAGCAUAGACAGGGAGUUAUUGGAGUUCUCAAAUUACGGGAUAUGGGAAUCUGAACUGAGAGACUGAGAGAUGGGUAAACAUGGAGUGAACUUCUCAUUGACCAAUUAUCUACAAAUCGGCCUUAAUAUAGCAACAAAGGCUCACACAUAAACUUCCAACACUGAGCUGUGCCGAAGAUGGAGCGACACACACUCGAACAUGAACAUCCAUCUCUAAAACCUG
Molecule: messenger RNA, 736 nt
Organism: Pyrenophora tritici-repentis Pt-1C-BFP
Lineage: Eukaryota; Fungi; Ascomycota; Dothideomycetes; Pleosporales; Pleosporaceae
Source: RefSeq, a predicted model, not a curated record